Molecule: messenger RNA, 1648 nt
Organism: Cololabis saira (Pacific saury)
Lineage: Eukaryota; Metazoa; Chordata; Actinopteri; Beloniformes; Belonidae
Product: green-sensitive opsin-like
Exons: 5
Coding region: 60-1106 (348 amino acids)
Biological process (GO): visual perception; phototransduction; G protein-coupled receptor signaling pathway
Cellular component (GO): membrane; photoreceptor outer segment
Molecular function (GO): G protein-coupled receptor activity
Source: RefSeq, a predicted model, not a curated record
GGAUCUUGUGUCGGUCAACUGUACUGUCACAGAGAAUUUAAGACGAUAGAGCAACAAAGAUGGGCAUGGAUGCCAACGGCACGGAGGGCCAGAACUUCUACAUCCCCAUGUCCAACAGGACUGGGAUUGUUAGAAGUCCUUUUGAGUACCCUCAGUUCUAUAUGGUGGACCCCAUCAUGUACAAGCUUCUAGCUGCCUACAUGUUUUUCCUGAUCAUCACUGGAACUCCCAUCAAUGCACUGACGUUGUAUGUGACAUUCACAAACAAGAAGCUUCAGCAACCUCUCAACUUCAUCCUGGUGAACCUGGCUGUGGCCGGACUCAUCAUGUGCGCCUUCGGCUUCACCAUCACCAUCACAUCUUCUUUUUAUGGCUACUUCAUUCUUGGACCCCUCUUCUGCACUCUUGAGGGAUUCAUGGCCACACUCGGAGGGCAAGUUGCUCUCUGGUCCCUGGUCGUCCUGGCUGUUGAGAGGUACAUUGUCGUUUGCAAACCCAUGGGAAGCUUCAAAUUCACCGGCUCCCAUGCUGGAGCUGGAGUCCUUUUCACCUGGAUCAUGGCUAUGGCUUGUGCUGCACCCCCACUUGUUGGCUGGUCCAGGUACAUUCCUGAGGGCAUGCAGUGCUCCUGCGGACCUGACUACUACACUCUGGCUCCAGGCUUCAACAACGAGUCAUACGUCACAUACAUGUUUUGUUGUCACUUCAUGGUUCCUGUCUUCCUCAUUUUUUUCACGUAUGGAAGCCUGGUGAUGACAGUCAAAGCUGCAGCCGCCCAGCAGCAGGACUCAGCUUCUACUCAGAAAGCUGAGAAGGAAGUAACACGUAUGUGCCUCUUGAUGGUGUUGGGCUUUCUGGUGGCCUGGGUACCGUAUGCCAGCUUUGCUGCCUGGAUCUUCCUGAAUAAAGGAGCUGCCUUCACAGCUCUGACAGCAUCCAUCCCUGCUUUCUUUGCAAAGAGCUCAGCCCUGUACAACGCUGUCAUCUACGUGCUGUUGAACAAACAGUUCCGUAACUGCAUGUUGAGUACUAUUGGGAUGGGCGGCAUGGUGGAGGAUGAGACCUCCGUUUCAACAAGCAAGACAGAAGUCUCUACUGCAGCUUAAGGAUCAUUUGUCUUAAUCGCGAUGACUUCUUUAAGUCAAGUGGACACUAUCCUCAAAGAUUAUGUUCAUACUUCCAAAAGUCCAUUCAAAAAAAGUUUGGAACUUUUGCCAAAUGAUUUUAUGGAAUUCACGACUCUGGACCAAACACACUGAGGAAUUCUUACUCUCUUCGUAUUUGUUAAAAUGAACAAGUGGAAAGUCACUUGGGAGUUCCCUUGUACAGCAUUUGUGUGUGUGUGUGUGUGUGUGUGUGUGUGUGUGUGUGUGUGUGUGUGUGUGUGUGUGUGUGUGUGUGUGUGUGUGUGUGUGUGUGUGUGUGUGUGUGUGUGUGUGUGUGUGUGUGUGCACAAAUGAAUCAGUGAAUAAGUGAAAGAAUCUGAGUGAUCCCUAAACUCUGAACUCAGAAGACAUACUGUAAACCCUGGAGAAUAUGUUUCCCUGCCACUUGUUUUACUCAUGUACAAAAUAUGUUAUUUUUAUGCGCUUUAUGUAAAAACAAACUAUAGAGUGGAGUAUGUAAUAAAUGCAUAUAUAAAAAGAAA